CUAAUUCCCUCUCAAACCCCUCCGUGCCCUCUCUCUCUCUCUCUCUCUUUCCUUUUUCUUUCUCAUUUUCCCACUGUCAUCUCCCACCAACAUUUCUUUUUUCUCUCCACCAACAAUAACAAUAUAGAAGAACACCAACACAACAACAAUGGUGAAGUUCUCAAAGGAGCUUGAAGCUCAAUUAAUCCCUGAAUGGAAAGAAGCCUUCGUUAACUAUUGGCAACUCAAGAAACAUGUAAAGAAGAUCAAGCUGUCUAGGACUAACAAACAAUCUGCCUCAGCCGAGUUUACCCAUGAUUUUGGUCGCUCAAUCCUCGACCCUAUUCGUUUCAUCGCCUUGAAAGUAGCAUCAACGACCAAGCACUUCUUCACCUCCUCCAACAACAUUACUGAUGAGAUCAUUCAGGUAAGGAGUAAAAGCAUGGAUUCAGAUGAAGAAGUACUCUAUCAAACUGAACUCCUUCAAUUGUUUUCUGAAGAAGACGAGGUGAGGUUGUUUUUCGAGAGAUUAGAUGAAGAGUUGAACAAGGUGAACCAGUUUUACAAGACGAAAGAGAGUGAGUUCUUGGAGAGAGGGGAGAUUCUGAACAAGCAACUUCAAAUACUGUUAGACCUUAAACAGAUCGUCGGCGACCGCCUACGCCGGCGGAAGUCCAAUGCAGGGGGUCUUCUUCAUCGUUCAUCCGCCUCGUUUUCUUCUACCAACUCCGAUUCUUUCUCAGAGAACCCCGCGGAAUUCAAUGAUAGCUCCGCGGAGAUGUCACAAACAGAUGAGGUGAUCGCAGCACUAGAAAGGAAUGGCGUGAAUUUCAUGAAUUCGGCAAGCAGCAGGGCCAUGAUGACUAAGAAAGGGAAGCCAAAGGUGGCGAUGAGGAUCGACAUCCCAGCUACCACACCGGCUCGUACCAUCUCCGCCGUCACUUCAAUGCUUUGGGAAGAUCUCGUUAACCAUCCCAAGAAAGAAGGUUCUGGUGAUUUCAUCAACAGGAAGAAGAUUCAAUGUGCUGAAAAGAUGAUUCGAAGCGCCUUUGUUGAACUCUACAGGGGUCUUGGUCUGCUUAAAACUUACAGCUCACUAAAUAUGGUGGCCUUCACAAAGAUACUCAAGAAGUUUGACAAGGUAUCAAACCAACAGGCAUCAGCAAGUUAUCUGAAAGCAGUGAAGAGAUCCCAUUUCAUUAGCUCUGAUAAGGUUGUAAGACUAAUGGAUGAAGUGGAGUCCAUUUUUACAAAGCACUUCGCCAACAAUGACAGGAAAAAAGCCAUGAAGUUCUUGAGACCUCAGCAGCAGAAAAACUCUCACGUGGUCACCUUUUUUGUUGGACUGUUUACUGGCUCUUUUGUAUCAUUGUUUAGUGUAUAUAUAAUACUGGCACACUUGUCUGGUAUAUUCUCACCUAGCAAAGGAAUAGCAUACAUGGAGACUGUCUACCCUGUUUUCAGUGUAUUUGCAUUAUUAAGCUUGCACUUGUUUUUGUAUGGGUGCAACUUGUUCAUGUGGAAAGCCACAAGAAUAAACUACCACUUCAUCUUUGAGUUUGCACCAAGCACAGCCCUCAAGUACAGAGAUGCAUUCCUUAUUUGUACCACUUUCAUGACUUCUGUGGUUGGUGCCAUGGUCAUCCACCUGUUAUUAAGGGCUGGACGCUUUUCACCUUCUCAUGUUGACGCCAUUCCUGGAAUCCUCCUUCUGAUUUUCAUUGCCUUGCUGGUGUGCCCAUUUGACAUCUUCUAUCGGCCAACUCGAUACUGUUUCCUACGAAUAAUUCGUAACAUAAUAUGCUCUCCAUUGUAUAAGGUCUUGAUGGUGGAUUUUUUCAUGGCUGACCAACUUACUAGUCAGAUUCCUUUGCUAAGACACUUGGAAUCAACAGCCUGCUACUUUCUUGCUGGAAGUUUCAAAACCCAUGAAUAUGCAACAUGCAAAAAUGGAAAACUCUAUAGACAGCUUGCUUAUGUUAUCUCAUUUUUGCCAUAUUAUUGGCGAGCCAUGCAGUGUGCAAGAAGAUGGUUUGAUGAAUAUGACCUGAACCACUUGGCUAACAUGGGGAAAUACGUUUCUGCCAUGGUGGCUGCCGGUGCCAGGCUCACAUAUGCUACACAAAGCAACCAUCUAUGGUUUUCUGUAGUCUUGGUGACUUCAGUUGUGGCUACGGUUUACCAAUUAUACUGGGAUUUUGUCAAGGAUUGGGGGCUUCUUAAUCCAAAUUCCAGAAACCCUUGGCUUAGAGAUGAUCUAAUUCUAAAGAACAAGAGCAUUUACUACCUCUCCAUUGCCUUGAAUGUAGUUCUAAGAGUUGCUUGGAUAGAGAGCAUCAUGCGGUUUCGGAUCAAUCCGGUUGAGACAGAUUUGCUAGACUUCUUCUUGGCUUCCCUCGAGGUUAUCCGACGAGGGCACUGGAAUUUUUACAGGUUAGAGAAUGAACAUCUAAACAAUGUUGGCAAGUUCCGAGCUGUAAAGACUGUUCCAUUACCCUUCCGUGACGCAGAUUCCGAUGGCUGAAAAAGAUUGUUAAAAGUCAGGGAAGAAGUCCCUAACCAAGCUUACAUAGAAGGCAAUCCAGGGAUCAACAUUUGUUAUAACAAUGUGGAAGAUCUGAUCUCCCCCACCAUCAAUCACAUAUCCAUUCCAAUUUGUAGAGUACUUAAAGUGCAAGAACAAGUACCAGCAUCCAAAUGGCAACAUUCUAACUUGGAUUUGCUGGUAUCUGAAUCAAUCUGAUGUCUUCAGCCAAUACUCAAAGGGCAUUCUUUUUUCUCCCUGUAAGUCUCUGUUGGAUAUGAUGAAGAAUGUAAGUUUAGAAUUCCUUUUCUUUUUGAAGUCAAAAUGUAUAUUUGAUUGUCUGUAUAAUGAUGGGACUAUUGAUCAUCAGGCACAAUAAAUUUUCUAAUUGUUCUUA
This is a messenger RNA of Gossypium raimondii (Peruvian cotton), 2900 nucleotides long. Its product is annotated as phosphate transporter PHO1. Gene Ontology annotation, molecular function: inositol hexakisphosphate binding. The record is from RefSeq and is a predicted model, not a curated record. Gene Ontology annotation, biological process: cellular response to phosphate starvation; phosphate ion transport. Gene Ontology annotation, cellular component: plasma membrane; trans-Golgi network; Golgi apparatus. Bases 149 to 2503 code for a protein of 784 amino acids. Lineage: Eukaryota; Viridiplantae; Streptophyta; Magnoliopsida; Malvales; Malvaceae. The transcript is spliced from 15 exons.